GAAAUUUGACAGUUGCUAGCUACCAGUAGAGUAGUGGCGAUAGCGAAGAACUUACAACCUUGUUUCCUGUAGAUUAGAUUUCGUCAUGUGUGUUAGGAAGAUUUUUCAGAAAAUGGUCAUUUAAUUCUGCGUCACUUUUGUUAUUCCCAUUUGUACGUAACAGCAGACGAACAAAGGUAACCUAAAUUGUAGUAAACAUAGAAUUUUCACUACUUGAUCCUUAUUAAUUUUCAUCGGCAGAAUGUCUUCUUUGAAGUACUAGGCAUUUACUUCUGGUGUCUAAGUGACUGUGAAAAUGUCUCUCGCUCAAACCGCUUCACCAUCAUUGUAUUAGGGAACUUAUGCUUACGUUAUUUCAUUCAUAACACACAUUCGUAAAUCGAGCGUGAGCAACAUAGCCGUACAUAGAUCCGAUUGCUUUUAUCUAAGCAACGGAUUAUAUCACUCAUCAGACUGAAGUCCAAAUUUCUGUACGAACGUGUACGAGUCCCUUGUGGACUCGAAAACGCUACAAUGGACCCCGAAGAGGCGACAAUGAUAAUGGGAGAAGAGGGCGGGGGUGGCGGCGGCGGCCUGGAACCAGCAGAAGAGAUUCCGGAAGUAAAAACACUUUUGCAAAAGGCAAAGUUUUACACUUCGCUUUGCCUUGGUACCACAGCUGUUCUUUCAGUAUUUGGCUUUCUGUUCCUAAUUCCCUUUGUAGUAGAUCCAGCAAUAUCCGCAAUUGUGUCCGACUAUGAAUCUGAACCUGUAACGUGUGCAACUGUGGAACAUGUUUAUGCAGAAGGACUGCGUAAUUGUUCUUGGGCAUCUUGCCGUGAGGGCUGCACAACUGCGCCCGCUCGUUGUCAUCAGAUUCUUGUUAACUAUAGCCGCGAGCCGUAUGCAGCUGGCUCUGCCCGCAACUUCAGCCCACUUCCAAAUUGGGAUGUUGUUGGUACACGUUUCUUCAUCAACACUGAAGGCUGUGGGUACCCGCCAAGUGUGAACUGUUCAGUUUUUGCCAAGAAAUUCCGAGGUGAUGGAGAUGAAAUGGCAGUGAAGCAACCAUUCCCAUGUUAUUUCAGCCGCGCCUAUCCAGAAAUGGUUGUUGCCAGGUAUGACUGGGAUGAAAAUCUGCGCCAUCUAAUCCUCGCCCUUGUAGUGCCAACACUAUUGUUUGGGGUGGCUGUUGGCGUGCUUGCAUACUGGUACUGCCCUGGUUGUCGUAGACUGUGUCACAAGCCCUACCGUGAGAAAUACACGCCCAAAGAUGAAGAUAUGGAGGAAGACGAUGACUUCUUUGAUGAAGGAGCCUAUUGACACACACAAUUGUACAAAUGUGUCCUCUCAAGCAGUAUUAUUGUGGAUCUCAGUUUUAACAGUAUUAUGGUUCUAUUUAUCAGAGCAUUUUAAUUGUUGGUCAUGCUGAAAAUGGCAAAAUAAUUAAUGUAUUUACCACAAUCAGUAUGAGAUCUAGUCAUCCUGAAAGUGUGUGCAAUAUACUAUAUGUCUAGUCAUAUGA
Messenger RNA from Schistocerca piceifrons (Central American locust), 1504 nucleotides. Its product is annotated as protein tipE-like. Lineage: Eukaryota; Metazoa; Arthropoda; Insecta; Orthoptera; Acrididae. Gene Ontology annotation, molecular function: sodium channel regulator activity. Gene Ontology annotation, biological process: regulation of sodium ion transport. The record is from RefSeq and is a predicted model, not a curated record. The transcript has a single exon. The coding region runs from base 514 to 1302 and encodes 262 amino acids.